AUGAAGGCUCUCUACAGGGUAAAGUUCACAGAAGUUCCAGGCGUCCUGCUAGAGUCAGUUGUGCAUUCGCUCCCUGACUAUGCACCACACGGUAUCCAUGGAAUGCUCUUGGAGGCAUUUGCAGUUAUUCAAAGAAGCAGCCACUUCCCCGAACCAGCAGUGGGUACAGACGUGAUAAAAGUUUUGGAGGAUAGGCGAGCUGGUGCGUGGUUGCUCUUCCAAAGCUAUACGAGGGAACUUUGUAGCCUCACCAAGCCCCCCCUAGGCUUGAACUUGGGCGAAUUCUGCCAGCAGAGCCUCCCCUGUGGCCAUCAAAUAUCACUACAGUUUGAAGAUGUGACCUUCACUGCCGGAGUUUCCUGCAACAGGCGUUUUGUGGACGCUGUCCUUGCGCUAGGCUUGCAAAUUGAGGACAGCUUCGCCUUCGGUGGUGAGACAAAUCAUCUUCGUGAUGUCACAGAGUGCUUCCUCCGAAGCACAAGCUGUCGUGAGACUCCGCGCGGUAUCGAAGUGCAUUCCUGGAUGAACAAGCCAUGGCCAAGCCAUCCACCAUACUUUGCAAUUGGCUUCAGCGAUCGGGGGUUGCAGAGAGAGACCGACGAAGACAUACGAUGCUUCGAUAACUUUCGAGACGCGUUGGCAUUCAUGGCAGAAAGUGCACACAGGGAUCAGGAGGUUGACCUGCACUUUAGUCGUGUCCUGCUUCGAGGGCUCCUGCGACAAAGCGACUGUACCUUUGAAAGGAGUUUUCGGGCAUCCGGUUAUGGUGAGGCUGCUCAGAUUAGCACAGGUUUGAACCUGAGAUUUCCAGACGCUGGCUUCAAAUGUUGCAUGUGGUUGUCAAUCGAAAACUUGCCGAGCCUGAAUACGAGCUUGUGGGAUGCUGAGCAGUUUAUUUCGAGGGUGUUUGGGUACCGGUACCGGCCUACAGAAGACGGAGUUUCUGUCAAGGUUGAGGUACACAAACCCUCGUCCUCUUCCAUGCGUCCGUCAUUGCAGAUCACAGAUAUGCAGUUCGCAAGCUUUCCAGCACUUGUCGGUUACUUGGCAGAGAAUGGGCAUCCUCGCAUUUCAGUUGAGCUGUCCUUCAACAUGCGCCUGUGGCUUCAUCUUGCGAACCUGAGCUCCGAAACUCCCACCGUCAGCAAGGAACUUCGGAGGAGCUUCCUGCAUGCACCGGAGCCUGGCGACGUUCUUCUCUUCCCGGGUGCCCCGUUCAGGUGCCACAUGUGGCUGAGCCCGUGGCAGCUCGGUGCGGUGUUGCCCGAAAAUCUUCUGCAAAGCCUCGUCUAUGGAAUCGCAGAGCGGAUACGAGAAGAAGGCCUGGAAUCUUGCUGGAAUUCGUUUUCUUUCGCGGACCAGGUCCUCUUCGGCAUCAUGGCAAGCCCACUCGUAUUAUUCGGUUUCCUCAUGUUCGUUUGUAUUUUCUCGAGCCUGUAG
Messenger RNA from Symbiodinium sp. CCMP2592, 1440 nucleotides. Lineage: Eukaryota; Dinophyceae; Suessiales; Symbiodiniaceae. The record is from the annotation of a GenBank genome assembly.